This is a messenger RNA of Closterium sp. Naga37s-1, 2097 nucleotides long. Lineage: Eukaryota; Viridiplantae; Streptophyta; Zygnematophyceae; Desmidiales; Closteriaceae. The record is from the annotation of a GenBank genome assembly.
AUGCUAGACCCUUGCCCUUUUUACGACGCUGGCCCAUCGUCCAGCAAGGAGCCGCAACCGGCCCCCAAUCCCGCGCCUCCUCCAGCGCCGUUUUCUCUCCCUCCUGCCAUCGCGUCGUCAAGCAAGGGGCCGGCACCGCCGGCCAAUCCCGCGCCUUCCCCAGCGCCCUUCACUCUCCCUCCCGCCAUCGCGUCGUCCAGCAAGGGGCCGCAACCGCUGCCCAAUCCUCCGUUUGCUCCAGCGUCGUUCAUUCUCUCACCCGCCAUCGCGUCGUCCAUUAAAGCGCCUCCCUCUACAGUUGGUAGCAGCGGCUGCAACGAUGUUGCUCCCGCGUCUGAGGUUCGUACGGCUAAGAAGGCGCGCACGGUUUUACUCCGAGGCAAGUUACAGCAGAGCACGUUGACAUUCGGCGGUGUGCGCGUGCCACCACCGAGUGCACUUGAGGAGGAGGAGCCCGAACCUAAGGAACCAGAUGAAAUACCUGUACGUGCAGACACCAACUCCCCCGUUCUGUCCAAGGCUGAGUUGAUGGAGCUGAAGUACAUUGAGGCAAGUGUCAAGUACAACACGCAGUGGUUGCCCAAAUUCCCCUGGCUGCUCUUGCUUCGCGCUAAAGAUGGUAGUCCUAGUGUUAAGUGCAGCGUGUGUCUCUCAUUCGGCAAGGAGACGACCAAGUACUCAGGUCCUGGUGACGGCGGGCGAGACCUGCAGACGCAGACGAUGCGCAUCCACGAGCACACAACGGUCCACAAGGAGGCGAUGCAGCGUCAGGCGGAGAUUGCGGAGGCGAUUUCGAACGGCCAUACGAAAAUCGAUCGGUUCAUCAACGCGGACGUGGAGGGUCGGCGAGCGAUCCGGCUGAUGCGGUCGGUGCAGUUUCUUUGCCAGGAGGGCGCGCCCAUCAGCAUGUUCCCGAAGCUGAUGAGGCAUCUCGCUGAGCAGGACACCCCCGACAUCCCGAAGCAAGCUUACGGGCACAUGCAGACAUCUAGCUCUGUGUAUCUGAACUGCAGGGAGGCAUUGGCGGUGAAGGACGCGGCAGCUUCAAAUCCGGACCUGGCGAUGGUGGACACCGUGGUGCGCAUGCUUGCUGAACGCCUGGGCGCCUCCAGCCACUGGAGCCAGAGGUUCAAGUACCUGCAGCGCAUCAUUUACAACACGAACCUCGAGGUCCAGGGAAUCCACAGCGUGCGCUGGCUGUCCCGGGGCGACGCGGUGAAGCGUCUGUGCAAGGUGCUGGGCGCUGCGAUUAUUCUCUUCCACGAGAAGGAGCACGACUUGUACGAGACAGUCGAUGUUACUGAGGUGGCAAAGACCGUCGAGUCCAUCACUGGUGACCUCGAGCACAGGUACCUUGACAAGAAGGCGGACUUCAGUGGGACCGGCAAUGGAUGGCUCCCGAAAUUCCUGAAGCUGUAUGCGAAGAAGUCGGGCCAGACGGUCCGAGUGCGUGGCGCGGAUUCGGAGGGGCGCCCGGUAAACCACUCGUACAUCCUGCACGAGAGGAAGCUGAAGGACCAUAAGUACAAGAGCGGCUACAAGGCGUGCGUGAAGCUGUGUCGCAAGUUCGCGAAGGACGUCGUCGACCGUCUCCUGUUUCGCCUGGACGACCUGCGGGGGAUGGGUCCAAUGAAGCUGUUUCGCGCGUCGAAGUGGCCGAAGAGCAAGCACGCCCGAGACUGCAAGUGCCAGGACUGGCUGACAGGCUGCAGCGCGCUGUUCAAGAACAAGCUGCCUGGGUUUGAUCUCAAGAAAGCCUCGCAGGAGCUGGCAACUGGUGCCCAAUCAUGGAGUCUCACCACGAGGAAGAGUCGUUCGCACAGGGACUGGCGAACUUCAUGGGGAGCGGCGACGCCAAGAGACGAUCGGAAGCACAAGGAGAAGGAGCCGGAGGAGGAGGAGGAGGAACCCAGCGAGCCUGCACGCGAGGAGGAGUUCGCUGAGUCAGACGACGAUCGUGACGACAACAUGGAGAUGGAUCAGGAGAUUGAGCAGUCGCCGCCCCGAGACUACUCGGAGGAAGAAGAUAACCCCUUCCUCUCGGAUGGCGAGGAGGAGGGAGAAGAGAUGUAUCACAUAGACAAGCCGACAGAGUAG